This is a messenger RNA of Amoebophrya sp. A25, 1236 nucleotides long. The record is from the annotation of a GenBank genome assembly. NCBI's taxonomy places the organism in Eukaryota, Dinophyceae, Syndiniales, Amoebophryaceae.
AUGCAGGAUGAAAGAUCGAUGGACAGCGAUCCUCUUGCGUAUGCGUCACUCUUCCAACAAGCGGAUGUUGUUGAUGAUGAUCUGGAGAAACGAACACCGAAUUUGGAAACAAGCGUUGAAGAGCCGAAGCCAAAUGUUUUUGCAGGCCUGGCAGAUAGUGAAGUUGAUGCUAGCCUCGUCCGUGACCCACCGCCCAACGCGCAGCAGAAGGUGGAAAAAAGUGCCGACCUCUACUCGCAUCGAGGCUUUCUACUGGCACCGCAAGAACGGAAGAAGGUGGCUGAGGCAACGCAAGCUGCGGUGGCUACAAGCGUGGCACCCGACACGAUGGAAGCCGUUUCUGUUGCUGAACUCGAGACGCACGAGAAAGACGGCCGCGCGGAAACGAGGGAGGUCGAAAAAGUAAAAGACGUGGACCAGAAGGCACACAAACAGCUUGGUUUUGAGGACACGAGAAGAGCCGAGCCAAGGAGACGAGGCUCUGACACAACAGGUAGCACUUGUGAAAAGAAGCAGGGCUUGCACUCGAACCUAAGGGCACGAUGGGAGGCGGAAGCGAGCGAGAAAUUAAAGAAAACGCUGGAGGCGCAUAGCAGAGUGAUGAAAUUGCUUCAAGGAAUUGAGUCUGAGCUGCCGUCUCCUGAGGCACAGGAAAAGCUCCGAGCCUUUGCUGCCGGCAGCGCACUCAAUCCGCCUCCGCCUGUAGUGCCUGGGUCGAGCGAAAGUCCCCCGGAGUACAUGCGGUUGCUCGAGCACUAUAAGGGCGCACUAGGGUUCAAGCUUCAAAGGGAGAAGACAGCGAUCCAGGAAGAAUUGGACGAACACCUGACGGCAUUGGACCUGACAUCACCCUGCGAAAUGGCAGACGGAGCAGAAGCGACUUUAACCAGCAUGUCAAGUCAAUCUGGAGAGAGCGAUCUUCUCGCAGAUCCUAGAACGCAUCCGCCAAACCCAGGGAAGACGCAAAUCGGGCGAGAAGGAAAAUCACAAUUCGACUUUGGUGAGGCGCUUGAGAAAACGACCGCACAAGGAACAGCGGCAGCUCCUUCACCUGUUGGGACAGACGUGGACAGGCAGAAGGCCGAGGGGCCUGUUGCUCAAGAUAUUCCUUCAAAACCGGCGGUGAUCUCUCCCGCGAACCCAGCUGGUCGAGGUGCGUCGAAGGCCAAGAAAGAACCUAGCGGGGUAUGUUUGCCAAACAAGGUAAGGAAAAGUCCACAGCAAAGCCCCACGUGA